ACCUCUGAACCCCCGGGUUCCCACGUGGUUAGAAUGGAGGAGCAGAGAAACGUGCGGAGCGAGAAGAGAGGAGAAAUGAAGAAAGCAGUUAAGAAAACAGCGAAGAAGAGGAGUAAAGAGGAGGAAGAGGAGCAGAUCCAGAUCUUCAACUUUAACAAGACACCCGCUGAGGAAGAGGAGGACGAUGAUCUGUCAGACAGUGAGGACAGCGUCUACUCAGGACUGGAGGAUUCUGGGAGUGACUCUGAGGACAAAGAGGAUAAGGAGGAAGAUGGAGCAGAUGACGACGACGACGAUGAUGAUGAUGAAGAAGAAGAAGAGGGACCGAGUCAGCAGACAGAGAAGACAACAAAGGCGGGAGGGGUGAGUGAAGGAGAGAAGAAGGAAGAUGAGUACGAGCGCGACUCUUCAGACGAGGAGGACAUCAGGAACACGGUGGGGAAUAUUCCUAUGGAGUGGUACAAAGAUUUCCCUCACAUUGGCUACGAUCUGGAUGGGAAGAAGAUCUAUAAGCCAAUCAGGAACAAGGAUGAACUUGAUGAAUUCCUGGAUAAAAUGGAGAACCCGGACUACUGGAGAACGGUGCAUGACAAGCAGACAGGAAGUGACAUCGUGCUGUCUGAAGAUCAGGUGGAGCUGGUGAAUCGUCUGCAGAGAGGACAGUUCGGAGAUGUCAACUUCAACGAGUAUCAGCCGACGGUGGAAUUCUUCAGCAGCGACGUGAUGAUUCAUCCUGUCACCAACAGACCUGCCGACAAACGCAGCUUCAUCCCCUCGCUCACAGAGAAGGAGAAGGUGUCCAGAAUGGUCCAUGCUAUAAAGAUGGGUUGGAUCAAACCUCGGCGGGUGGAGGAUGAUAGCAGGGGGCGGUACUACGACCUGUGGGCCAGCGAGGACUCAUCUAUUCUGGCCAGGCACAGGAUGCACCUGCCUGCCCCCAAAAUUCCUUUACCUGGUCACCACGAGUCCUACAAUCCCCCACCUGAGUACCUGUUCACUGACGAGGAGAAAGCUGUGUGGGAGCAGCAGGAUCCAACAGACAGGAAGUUGGCAUUCGUUCCCAGGAAGUACUCAAGCCUCCGUCAGGUUCCCGCAUUUCCUCGUUUCAUCCAUGAGAGGUUUGAGCGCUGCCUUGACCUUUACCUGUGCCCGCGGCAGAGGAAGAUGAGGGUGAAUGUGGAUCCAGAGGAUCUGAUUCCCAAACUUCCCAAACCAAAAGACCUGCAGCCAUUUCCCACCACACAGUCCCUGGUCUAUCGAGGUCACAGCGGUCUGGUUCGCUCCAUCAGCGUCUCUACAUCAGGGCAGUGGCUCGCCUCAGGUAGUGACGAUGGCUCUGUCAGAUUCUGGGAGGUGUGUUCGUCUCGCUGUAUGAAGACAGUUCAGGUGGGCGGAGCUGUGAAGAGCGUCGCCUGGAACCCAAACCCGUCCGUCUGUUUGCUGGCUGUCGCCCUGGACUCCGUGGUCUUGAUCCUGUCUCCCUCUCUAGGAGAUAAACAGGUCACCGUGCUGUCAGAGAGACUCCUCAGUGGCCAGCAGGAGGAGGCACCAGCAGAAGGGAUGGGGCCUGUUGUCUGGAGUGAGGCUGAGGAGGAGGAGCUAAACCAGGGGAUCCGCCUCAAAAUCCAACAUCCCAAAGCUGUCCACCAGGUGGCGUGGCACGCUAAAGGAGACUACCUGGCAUCGGUGAUGCCAGAUAACACAAGCCACCUGCAGGUGUGCAUCCACCAGUUAAGCCGGCGGCGGAGCCAGAACCCCUUCAGCAGGAACAAAGGUCUGGUCCAGUGUGUAUCCUUCCACCCAAUCAGGCCCUACUUCUUUGUGGCCACACAGCGCUCAGUCCGGAUCUACAACCUUGUCAAACAGGAAAUGACCAAAAAACUACAAGCCAACUCCAAGUGGAUCUCCAGCAUGGCCGUCCAUCCAGGAGGUGAUCAUGUGAUCUGUGGGAGUUAUGACUGUAAGCUGAGCUGGUUUGACCUUGAUCUCUCAACCAAACCCUACAAGAUUCUCCGGCACCAUAAGAAGGCAGUGAGGGGCGUGGCCUAUCACAGGGUGUACCCACUGUUUGCCUCAGCGUCUGAUGAUGGCUCAGUCAUCGUCUGUCAUGGGACAGUUUACAAUGACCUGCUGCAGAACCCACUCAUCGUUCCAGUGAAAGUCCUCAGAGGUCAUGAGAUGACUCACGACCUUGGUGUUCUGGAUGUAACUUUUCACCCCUCGCAGCCCUGGGUCUUCUCCUCUGGCGCCGAUGCCACCAUCCGCCUCUUCACCUAGCAACCACAAAUGCAAUUUUUCUAAUAUUUUUACUUUUAGAUGCAAUGACAUGACACCAUACGAGGCCUCACCCACUGGUAGUCUGGUUGUGAUGUCAUUUCCUGUUUGAAUAAACUGAACUUUUCUGAGUUUUUGUGUUUGAGAGCAGCGCCCUCUAUUGUUAGUCUGUGUAAAGGAGCUGAUGCCUUUGAUCAGCUGUGAGGCAGUUAAAGGUUGUUAAAAACACAUAUUGAGUGAUCACCCAGAAACAGCCAGUCAGAGUCUGAGAUGUUAAACAGCAAAUCGUGACAUCAUGGUGGCCAUCUUUACACAUAAUCAGCUGAGCGGCCUGGACCUCCCGUGAGCAAUCAUCUUAUGAGCACAGUUAUUCUAGUGUUAUAUUUGCUAAUUAAUUUGUAUGUAGCUUUGAGUUUAGUUUUCCUGAGUGUUUGUGCUGUUUUUAGGUUUUUGUUUUUUUGUUCUGAGCAGUGCGGUGGUUAGCAUUCACAACAAGAAGGUCCUGGGUUUGAAUCCACCAUCUGGCCGGGACCUUUCUGUGUGGAGUUUGUAUGUUGUCUGCGUGGAUUCUCUCCGGGUACUCCGGCUUCCUCUGUUGCGACAGGCUGGCGACCUGGCCAGAAUGUACCGUUCCUCUCACCUUAUGACAGCUGGGAUAGGGGCCCUGCAACCCUGAAUUGGAUAAGCAGCUGGAUGGCCUGAUGAUUCAGAACAAAUUUAUGCAAUAAAUCCAUGAAAUGUAAAUGUAUGAUGAGAACAUCGUCUGCUGACCUGUUUGACUGGCCAGCAAACUGCAGGACGUCUAGCAUGGGGCUUGUCAUGUCCUGCAGGUAGGUCACCACCAAUCUCAAAGCGUUUCAUGACUGCAGAUGUCAGGGCGACAGGUCUGUACAUUAAAAUAUGAUUUAAAGCGCUGCCUUCAAUUUUUAAGUUGAGUUUUUUUGUAACACAGCCGAAUAUUCUGUUGAUGAAAACUCACAUUGUCUGAACUCGUCUCAGUUUAGUUGACUUGGUUUUGCCAUUGAAUUCAACCAUCAGUCAUUUUGUACUUUGUAAACAAUUUCAGCUCAAUUAAAACUAUCUGUUUAAGCUCUUA
Archocentrus centrarchus (flier cichlid) is the source of this 3370-nucleotide messenger RNA. It is a transcript of the gene bop1, whose product is annotated as BOP1 ribosomal biogenesis factor. The coding region runs from base 34 to 2277 and encodes 747 amino acids. The record is from RefSeq and is a predicted model, not a curated record. The transcript has 16 exons. Gene Ontology annotation, molecular function: ribonucleoprotein complex binding; protein binding. Gene Ontology annotation, biological process: maturation of LSU-rRNA from tricistronic rRNA transcript (SSU-rRNA, 5.8S rRNA, LSU-rRNA); ribosome biogenesis. Gene Ontology annotation, cellular component: PeBoW complex; preribosome, large subunit precursor. Lineage: Eukaryota; Metazoa; Chordata; Actinopteri; Cichliformes; Cichlidae.